Messenger RNA from Diabrotica virgifera virgifera (western corn rootworm), 708 nucleotides. RefSeq lists its product as uncharacterized. Bases 233 to 637 code for a protein of 134 amino acids. The record is from RefSeq and is a predicted model, not a curated record. The transcript is spliced from 2 exons. NCBI's taxonomy places the organism in Eukaryota, Metazoa, Arthropoda, Insecta, Coleoptera, Chrysomelidae.
GGACGUUUCCCCAACUGUCAUCAAUACGACUAACUUCACGCGUAACUUUGAUACCAAACCAAACCAAAAACAAAAAACAAAAAUAUGCACAACAACACAACACAAUAUGCUAAUAUGCAUUGAAAUUGUACUGUACUGUAGCUGUAGCUGAUUAGCUAACUUUUCCUCGGCCCCCAGAAUUUAAUGUCCCAGUUUACUUUUUGGAUGUAAAAUUAUUUUAAUCAUUAAUCAAAUGGAAGUCAAACAAGAAAUUAGCAAGGAAAUCUGUAAAGUAGAAAUAGAGUAUAAUGAUUUGGAUGAUGCCCUUUUGGAUGGUUUUAAAUGUGAAAUUGAGGAGAAGUCUAAUAGUCAAAGUAAUACUAAUGACACUUAUGAUUCUGAAUUUGAAGACUUAAAGAAAUAUUCCAUAAAAACUGAAAUAGAACAACAUGGAAAUGAACUUAACCCAUUUGAAGAAAAUCAAAAAGUUGAUGCUGAAAAAGACCGCUCGCCUGACGCAUUAGAAAUUGGUAUCGUCAAAUUUUGCAGUACAGUUCAAAUAUUGGGAAAAGUUGUUUUUACAUCCUGGAAGAAUCAAAUUUUUCAUAAAUUGUAUGAUGUUUAUUCAAAUUUUGGCAUAACGUUACAAAAUGGGUAAUUUCAUUAUGCAUGUUCUCUUUGGUUUCAUCAACAUCGUUUUUAUGUUUCUCGCAUAAAGUAUUAAUUGAC